Molecule: messenger RNA, 7984 nt
Organism: Toxorhynchites rutilus septentrionalis
Lineage: Eukaryota; Metazoa; Arthropoda; Insecta; Diptera; Culicidae
Gene: BRWD3
Product: PH-interacting protein
Exons: 11
Coding region: 455-7117 (2220 amino acids)
Biological process (GO): cytoskeleton organization; regulation of transcription by RNA polymerase II; regulation of cell shape
Cellular component (GO): nucleus
Molecular function (GO): protein binding
Source: RefSeq, a predicted model, not a curated record
CCAUCGUUCGGUGCGGUCGUUUCAUUAGGUGUGCUGCGCGAAAAGGAUUCGCUUUGUGCGGAAAUGCUUGUGGAGGAGCCACGAAAAAGGGCAUUUGAGGGGUAAUAUGUCAGGACGUUGAGUUUGAAACAGCAACAAUAUGGAUAUGGAUAAAGAUUAGUGGUUAAUCGUGAACGGAAUAUUUCUAGUGAAGUGCACGACUUGGGUUGAACCAGUCGAGAAUACAUUAGUGUUCGUUUCGAACGAGCGAGCUUCGACACGAGAGAGUGAGAGUAAAAAAAAACAAACGAGAGAGUGUUAUUCGAGUUCGUUGCCGAACGCGAUUCUCCUGGGGGCGAGAGCUCGAAUCGUCCAUCGGUUCGUCAUACGAGCAGCAGAAGUUAAGUAAUGGCGGAUGUGAUUGGUGCUUAGUGCUUCAGAAAAAUGAGUUUUUCGACGUGAUAACAGUGUUGAAAUGGACCCAGUCUGUAAUGCAAUGGAGGAUCAAAGUGUGGUGAACAGGAAUAUCUUGAUUCCAGAAUUAUAUUUUUUGAUUUCCAAGUUUUUGGCCAAUGGACCGCUGCGGGAAACUGCUCAGGUUUUGACCCGGGAAUUGGAGCAUUUAAAUAUUUUGCCCCGCCGUUUGGAUUGGACCGGCCAGGAGCAUCGUCAAACGUUAGAUGAGUUGGAGCGAAAAUAUCCCCACAUAGGGCCACAACAUCUGCUGGAACUAUGUACCCGGAUAGGACCCAUCCUGGACAAGGAUUUGGCACCGGCCGUCCCGGGAGUCGUCUCUUUGCUUGGGGCUGGCCGCCAGAGUGUGCUGCGGACGAAGGAAAGUAUUACCCGGCCGCGACAACUGGUGGACUAUUGCACCCGUUUGCACCAUAUGCCGCUGGCGGAUUCGGUUCACCGGAAUAAUACCCACAACAUAGCGAAGGUGCUGUUCGGUCGGGAAAGUGCCGGACCCAUCGUUCGGAGGCUAGCAAUACCUACCUCAUUUUAUACCAAGCAGAAUCUCCAGCGGCGAACGCUGGGCCACCUGUCGGCCGUUUAUUGUGUGCUGUUCGACCGAUCGGGGAAGUAUAUCAUAACCGGGGCGGAUGAUUUGCUGGUGAAGCUAUGGAGUGCAAUCGAUGGCAGACUGCUACAAACGUUCCGUGGGGCUUCGGCGGAAAUUACGGACAUUGCCAUCAAUUUGGAUAACACUAUGCUCGCGGCGGGAUCCUUGGAUCGGAUACUGCGCGUGUGGGAUUUGCAGUUCGGAGGACCCAUCGCGGUACUUUCGGGACACACCGGAAUGAUAACGUCGGUGAAUUUCUGUCCAUCACCGAACACGGAUCUGCGUUUCCUGGUUACCACUAGUACGGAUGGAUCUGUCGCGUUUUGGGAUUAUACCACCCGUGGUGGUAAAGCUCAGUUCUACUCGAAACCAGUAAUGUACCACGAGAAGCUCCGUCCUGGCCAGGCUCAGAUGAUUUGUGCAUCAUUUUCUCCGGGUGGUAUUUUCCUCGCGGCCGGAUCAGCAGAUCAUCAUGUGCGAGUAUAUUUGAUGUCCGAAGAUGGUCCUAAACGCAUCUUGGAAACCGAAUCCCACUCGGAUACGGUCGAUUCGAUCCAGUGGGCCCACAAUGGGCUGAGAUUUAUCUCCGGCAGCAAAGACGGUACGGCUUUGGUGUGGCAUUUCGAGACACAGCAGUGGAAAUCGACUCGGUUGAGUAUGGCCGAGCGGCUACCAAGUUGUCCCGCUCCCUCGCCAGAGGAAAACACCAAACCGAAGGUAACGAUGGUGUCGUGGGAUAAUACCGAUGAUUGGGUCAUUACAGCUGUGAAUGAUUUCACCAUUAAAAUUUGGAAUGCACACACUGGAAAGUUGCACAAGGUACUGCGUGGUCAUACCAAUGAAAUUUAUGUGCUGGAAUCACAUCAGAAGGACUCCGGUGUGUUGUUGUCAGCAGGACACGACGGGCAGCUGUUUAUUUGGGACAUUGUGCAAGGGGUUUCCCUGGCUAAUUUUCUCAAUCACAUCGAAGGCCAAGGAGAUGGCGGCAUCUUUGACGCAAAAUGGUCUCCCGAUGGAACGAUGAUCGCAGCAACGGAUUCCCAUGGACACAUUUUGAUGUUUGGAUAUGGGUCGGGACAUGAACGGUUGAAACAACUGCCGAAGGAGCUUUUCUUUCAUACCGAUUAUCGCCCGUUGAUCCGGGAUUCAUCCCAUCACGUGAUGGAUGAGCAGACGCAAACUAUGCCGCAUCUAAUGCCGCCACCAUUCCUGGUAGAUAUCGAUGGCAAUCCGUACCCGCCGGCGAUGCAACGAUUGGUGCCAGGCCGAGAAAGUUGUCCUUCGGAUCAGUUGAUUCCGAACAUUACGAUUGGUGGUGGGGAAGGGGAACCGCCCCAGGAAGGAUCUUAUUCAAACAUCGAUCGGAUGAUUGAAGCAUUGGCGAAUCGUCAGGCAGGUCCGGAUGGGGCCGAUCAAGCUCCUGACUCUAACAAUGACAGAGAAAACCGCAACCGCUUGGGACUUCCCGAGGGAGGGCUACCGAAUGAUCCGAAUCGACCGAAUGGCCGACCUCAACAGGGAGCUCUGCGCUUCAGCGCUGGAAACUGGCAUCGCGAUGGUAGCUACAAAUUUCAUCGACGUCAGUACGUACGUCCCAUGAACUAUUCCAGUCUUCAGCAUCUGAAACAAAAAGUACAUGCAGCGGGGCAACAAGAGCACGAACAGUAUCGACGCGAGAUGCGACGUCGUCCUCUGAUGAUCAACACUUCAAAUAACGGCAAUUCGUCUAGCAAUCAAGCGAAUCGACGUUCCGGGGGACGAAACAAUUCAAAUCGACCGAUACGUCGUGCUCCUCUUGCGAAUGGUGGUGAAGCAAACGGUAGACCUCAACCCGCAUAUCGAACUCGGGCAGUUCGAGAAAAUGAGCCCCAACGGGAGGAUGCUCCCGAGCAGCCUGAAUCGUCAUCCUCCGAAAGCAGUAACAGUGAUGACUCGACAGCAAUCGAGGAUGAACUGGAUCUGUCAGGAUCAUCUAGCUCCGAUUCGGACAGUUCAGAUUAUUCGGAUUGGGUGUCACACGAGCCGGGUCGUAAUUUGGAACCACCAAAAAGAUCCAAGCGAAAGCAUGUUCAACGAAGGGCUUACUCGCCGCCCGAAAUGGACCAACCAGGGCCAAGCAGUGGGCGCAGACCUAAGAUUCGGAAAAUACCCAUUACUCGGGACGGGGAGAUUCCGGAAGCAUAUCGACCACCGGAAUGGCUGUCGGAGGUUAUCCCACGGAAGGCUCCCUACUACCCGCAAAUGGGCGAUGAAGUUGUAUACUUCCGCCAGGGUCAUGCGAGGUAUCUGGAAGCAGUAAGAACCAAAAACGUUUACAACUUGGGGAACAAAUGCGAACCAUGGGGUUCACUCGAGUUGCGAGAUCAUGAAAUUUGCAAAGUGAUUGGUAUCAAGUACGAGAUCCGUCCGCCCAGGUUGUGCUGUCUGAAGCUGGGCAUCAUGGACGAGGACGGUGUGCAGACAGGUCAUUCGUUCGUUAUCAAGUACCAUGAUAUGCCGGAUGUGCUGGAUUUCCUGGUGUUGAAGCAAACCUUCGAUACAUCCGUUCGCCGAAACUGGGGCCCGGGCGAUCGCUUCCGGUGUAUGAUUGAGGACGUCUGGUGGUUGGGACAGAUUGAAUCCCAUAACCAGCUGUCGGCGGACUUCCCGGAUUCGUUGUUCAUGUGUUUCCGAGUGCGUUGGGAUAACGGAGAGUACGAGUUCAUGAGUCCCUGGGAUUUGGAGCCAGUGGAUGAGAAUCGAUUACCGGUGGAAGUGGGCGGGGCUGUACCGGUGCUGCCGGAAGAGUUGCGAGCAACACUGUAUCAGCCCAAAACAGAAGAGUGGCCCCGGGGUGAUCGGGAUGCUUCGUGUCGCCGGAUUAUCAAUGGGCUAGAGCAGGUCAUGGGACUCGCUAUAGCGGAUCUUUUCCUGGCACCGGUGGAUCUCAACAUUUAUCCCGAGUACGCGUUCGUCGUUGAGUAUUCCAUCGAUUUGAAUACGAUAAAGGCCCGGUUUGAGAAUCAGUUCUACCGGCGGAUAACGUCAGCCCAGUUCGAUGUCCGCUAUCUCGCUACCAAUGCGGAAAAGUUCAACGAGUCUCACAGCAACAUUGUCAAGCACGCUCGUAUUGUUACGGACCUGUGUUUGAGGAUUCUUGGUGAUGUAAACGAUGUGGACGUCCCUGCCGUAUAUCAUCAGCUGGUGGACACCUAUAUAUCCUCGGAUUCGGAUAGCGACAGUAACCGACCGGGACCUUCGACUAGCGGCGGCAACAGCAGUAACAGACGGCCAGCGGCUGGUUCGAGAAGGUCCCGUAGGUUGGUUCCCGAAGGCGAUUGGCGGGUGGAUUGUCGGGAGUUGUUGGAAAUGAUCUGGCAGUGUGAUGAUUCUGAACCUUUCCGGGAACCGGUAGACACUAUACAACAUCCAGAUUAUCUACAAAUUGUGGACACCCCGAUGGAUCUUCGAACCAUAAAGGAGGAUCUGCUAGGUGGAAACUAUGAAUCGCCGCUCGAUUUCUGCAAGGAUAUGAAGCUGAUAUUUCAGAACUCGCGCAACUACAACACUAAUAAGCGAUCGAGGAUCUACUCGAUGACCCUUCGCCUGAGCACCCUGUUCGAGGCUCACGUCAAACCGAUUAUCUACAACUGGAAGUCGGCCAGAAGGCGUGGCAAAGCAAAUGCCGCAAAACGAGCCAGUGGCGGUGGAGGUGCUGGCGGAUCGGGAGGUGCGUCGAAGAGUCGCCGUGACGAUCGCACCCGUGGUGGCACGGGGGGUGGAAGUGGUGCAGGUCCAUCGAAUCGACGCUCCAACCAGAGUACCAAUACGAGCGGGUCCUCGGCAAGAAAUGCGCACUCGAAUGAAGAUGACGACGAUGAUGACGACGAGGAUGAGGAUGGUCAUAAUCAAGGACCAAAGAAGCGACCCACCAGAAAUGGAACGGCUGCGGCGAGACGAAUCCAAUCGAGUAGUUCGAACGGGGUUUCCUCCAGUAGUAAUAAUGUUUCUAUGGAAUCACAACCGGGUCCGAGCCGAAGUGUGGCGGCAACCAGCGGUACAACAUCCUCGGGUCGUGUGACGAGACGGUCACAGGAGGCGGAGGAAGAGGGCGAUGCAACGGUGAGUAGUGACGACACUGAAAGCUCGAGUGAUUCCAGUGACAGUAGCGAGGAUAGUACGGGAGUGCCGGUGUCACACAAACGAGACUAUGAUUCUGGUGAGAUUUAUGAUCCCUACAAGAAAAAACGACGAAGACAGUCGAAACCCAAAAAGGCUAAAAAGAAACAGAGUAAAAGUGUUGUUAGUUCAUCCACGGCGAAAAAGAAACCUUCGACGAGUGUAACAACAACCGCAGGAGGGAGUGAACCCCGAGAUUUUCUUCCCAGUCGGCAGCAACAUCAACCGUCGAGACAAAGGAUCGGUGGUAAUGUUGAGGCGCCUACGACUUCGGCGGUAACGACGGCUGGAUCGUCACGAAUGAACUCUCGUUUGGUGGUGGAUGGAGAUAGGAAUGAACGAGAAGAGCGAGAGUUGCGCAGGGGAGUGAACGAUAACGAUAAACCAAAGAAUAAUACUAGUAGUAACAACAGCAGUAGUAGAAGGACACUUCGAAGUACUCGUAAUAAUACCGCUAGUGAUAGCGAUGUGGAUGAUGACGCCGGUGAAGGGCCGAGUAGUGGGCGAAGGCCCCCAAAGCGGCAACAGAAGUACGAGUCGGAUCACAGUUAUCAUAUGGAACGGCCGAAGGCUUCACGGAUAACUUCCGACACGGAUCACGAGGAAGAGUCUCCGAGAUCGACGAGGGGAACGACCAGACGAGCGCAGGCUGAAUGGGGUAGAAGCGAAGACAGUUUGGACGCUGCCGAAGACCAUGAGCAGCCAUCGAAUUCUCCACAAUCUUCUAGCAGCAGAAGAAUAAUGAGGCCACGUAACAGGAUUUCCGAUCUAGAGCAGAGCCCUGAAGAGGUGAGCAACAUUAGCAAGCGAGGAUCUUCGCAACGAACGGCGGCUAAUCGAGCUCGUACCUGGCAACCUGUUGUUGAGAGUGAUUACGAGCCCCUGGUUCAGUUGCAACCUUUUGAUCAGCCCAGUACGAGUUCCUCUGGACCUGCUCCCUCUCGGUCACGCGUUAGCCGUACCAAUGGCCCUUCAUCCAGCACUGCCUCAAGAUCGCUUCGAAAAACAACAAAUCGCCCCAGCGAUCGUCGUCUACGGAAUGUGUCACACAGUGAAACAUCGGUAACGCCACCGCCACAUACGGUGGACCAUAACUAUGGCGAACCAUCUUCUAGAAUGACCCGCAAUCGGCAUCAACUUUCCCGCCAUCAGCAGAAUGCGGACGAACUAGAUCAAACACCGGAAGAACCUUCCGACGAGGAGGAAGCAAGCGAUGACGAUGCGCCACUGCGACCACGUGCUUCCGGUCAGAUCAGUUCACGGCUUCGCAGCAAAACCAAUUCUCCUGUCAAACGGAAGAAAAAACCAUCCGCAACAACCGAUGAUGAUGAACAGGAGGAAUCCGACGAUGAGUUUGAUGGUAAUGUGGAAGAAGCCGAAUCAGAAGAGGAGGAGGAAGAAGAAGCGGCGGUGGAGAGUAGCGAUGACGAUUCGGAAGAUAACACCCCGCUUCAAAUAAUGUCACAACAGUCUAGAGGCAGUAGAUCACAGACAGCUAGCAGAAGAAGUAAAACUGUAUCGAGCGCCUCCAACGUUAGCAGGCGGACACGACAACGGGAUCGAUUUUCAUCGGAGGAUGAUUUUGGUGGUCCCGGUCCAUCCACACAACGGAACACUCGAAAUCUGAAGCGACCACACUACAACGAAGAGAGCGAUGUGGAGGACGAUGUGAACACACGACAACGGGCCAAGCGAGCUGCAUACUAUGGAAGCCAACCUGGCGGCGGCAGCAGUAAUCACACGAAUCAUUCACAUCAUGCGGGCGCUGCUUCUUCCAGCCGGCACAACGGCAAUGUAAGUAACGACGACGACGAAAGCGACGCCAACAGUGAUGACAACGAAGCCCUAACGAGCGUGAGCAGCCGGGGCCGGGUGCGACGAAUCAAUCCGAAGGCACGGAAAAUUUUCCGCGAAUAGUACACCCACGCAAGUUGUCCUUGUUGUGUAUAGUUCCCUCGUUGUACAUUUCCCCUGUUUCCUAGUUUUGUAAUAGAUCCUAACCAUUUGUUAGAUUUAAAUGAUGAGACGUCAAGUUUAACGCGUUUUUCAAUACUGCCACUCGAUUUCCACACACGUACCCAGAAGACACACUUAUUUUCCUUUCGAAAACAUCAAAAUAUUUCGCUCAAUUGUAAUUAGUACUCUUAGGGAGCUGAAGUCAGUCGUAUACACACAUAUUUUUAUUACAAUAGUCUAGGUUUACUUCAUUUGUUUGUUUCGUUUGAAUGCUUGUUUGGACGCUUUUCCUUGCUUUGCUGAGAAAAAAACAAAGCAUAAAAUUAUCAAUAGACCCUUUUUGCUAGAAGAAGUAAAACUCGUUGAAGAGUAAAGACUGAUCAAAUUCAUAAAUCGUAGCUUUUAUUUCGAAGCAAAAGGGGAGGUAUAAGUUUAUUUUUCCGUAUCGCGUGUCAAUUUUUGAAGGUGGAAAGUUGAGAUCGUGUUCUUUGAUUCAUCCGAGAUCCGAGAUAUGUUAAUUUUUCAUUUUCAGCUUGAAUUGUUGUUAGAAUAUUAUGCAUUGCAGCAUAAACGUGUGAAUGGUAUGCCAUUCGGGCGAUGGUGGGCGAGUACAAUCGAGUAGCGGUUAGGUAUGCACGCCGUACCGAAUGAGUGUGUCUUUUUCCCCCUUGUAAAUUAGUUUUAGUCGAUAAGCUUAUGUAUGAGAACAACACACGUCGUGAAUGAUUAUUAUUAUGGAGAAUAAUGCAAAAGAAGAUAAAAAUUCGCUAUUAAGGUUCAAGUCGGAUGGCGUCGAAAGUUAGAUUAAAACUCUUUAAGAAAAGUGAA